Molecule: messenger RNA, 1314 nt
Organism: Entamoeba dispar SAW760
Lineage: Eukaryota; Evosea; Mastigamoebida; Endamoebidae
Exons: 1
Coding region: 1-1314 (437 amino acids)
Source: RefSeq, a predicted model, not a curated record
AUGAAUAAACCUAUACUUAAAAUUGAUUAUUCUCUUAAAGAAUGUUGUGAAAAUGUUCCACAAUCAAAAUUACUUCUUCAUCAAAUAGUAUAUCAUUCAAAUAUAAAACAACCACAUUAUAUGAUCCCUUAUGAAAUGCCACAUAAAUCAUUUAAUCAAUCAAUUUCAAUUGCUGUUCUACCAAAAAUUAUUCAAGAAUUAAAAGAGUUUAUGAGUGAUUUAUUUGUAAUAAAUUGUUAUAAAACAUCAAUCAAUACUACUGUAGAUCUUUCUAUCAAUUCAAAUGAUUUUCAAUCAACAUUAGAAAUAUUAUCAGAUGUUUUUGAUGAAUGGGAAAUUUCUAAAACAAAAAAUUCAUUAACAAUUUCUAAAGGACAACUAACAAUCAAUUUUUAUGGACCUAAUAAAACGCAAUGUAUUUUAUGGGAAUUUUAUCAAUCAAUUUCAAAAAUUGAUCCAAGAAUUGAAAUUCUUCGAUCAAAUCUAGUUGAAAUUUUAGAAUCAACUGAAUUAAAAAAUCAUAUGGAAUUAAGUUUUUAUCUUGUAUUACACUUUCUUUUUCAUGAAGAAAUAAUACUAUCUCCAAUGGAAAAAAAAUGUAUUCAUCCUGAAAAUUCAAAUUCUGCAUAUAAAUUUUGUAAUGUAAAUCCUCAAAUAAGAUGGGUUGUAUGUCCUAAAUGUCUUGAAAUAUUCACUAAAAAGUUAAAAAAUAUUGAAACUAUUGAACUAGAUUGUCAUCUUCUAGAAUAUUUCAUUACAUUUAAUUAUAAAGAUAAGUUAAUUGAUAUUGCUUAUGGAAAAUUACUUUCUAAAAGAAAUAGAUCAAAUGCAUUUGAAAUUAUUUCUGGAUUUGAUCAAUUUAAUUUGGAAAAUGAUAUUACUAAAAAACAAGUUAGACAAUUUAUUGAUUCGUUUGCACUUGAAUUAUAUUCAUUUUAUAAUUCAUUACCAAUUAUUAAAACACAAACAUUGUGUUAUUAUAAUGUCCCAGCUGAAUAUAGAUUUAAUGAUUUCAUAAGUAAUUUUGAAGAAUUUAAAAAUUAUAAAAUAUUAUAUUCUAUACCAAAAAAUUCUCAUUCUAAAGAAAAAGGAAUUUAUAUUAUUAAAUUUGAUCGACUUCAAGAUAAAGUAAAUGCAAUGAAAUACUUUAAACAAAGUAAAGAACAAGAAAUUAAAUGUGAAGAAUUUAGAAAUGAAAUUUUUGAUUAUUAUGUUAACACAUUACAAUAUUAUGAUUCAUCAGAACAAAAUGUUGUAAUGAAAAGAAUAAAAAAUCCAAAACAUCAAAAAGAAUAUGAAUAUUUAUUGAAUUAA